Messenger RNA from Eupeodes corollae, 1591 nucleotides. It is a transcript of the gene Su(fu), whose product is annotated as suppressor of fused homolog. The coding region runs from base 152 to 1534 and encodes 460 amino acids. The transcript has a single exon. Gene Ontology annotation, molecular function: transcription factor binding. Gene Ontology annotation, cellular component: nucleus; cytoplasm. NCBI's taxonomy places the organism in Eukaryota, Metazoa, Arthropoda, Insecta, Diptera, Syrphidae. The record is from RefSeq and is a predicted model, not a curated record.
ACUGUCAAAGUCAAACCAACAACAUUUUGCUUUGUUCAAACAUCAAAAUGUUUUUGUUUAUUUUAUACUAAAUCCGUAAAGUAAAUGUUUAGCUUUAUUUUUUGUUUAACUAGUUGAGUUUUUGUUCCUAAGUAAGAGUUUUGAAAUUUAAAUGGCUGCAAGCAUAAAUACCACCGUAAGAGCUGAACCUCCGCCCGGCCUUAAGGCUCUAAUCGACCAUUGUUUGGGUGUUUAUCCAGAUCAACCGAAUCCAUUGCAAGUGACCACUGUACUCAAGUAUUGGUUAGGAGGCCAAGACCCCUUGGACUACAUAAGUAUGUACCUGAACAUAGGUGAUCAGGAACGAGGUAUCCCCGCCCACUGGCACUACAUUAGUUUCGGUUUGAGUGACCUACAUGGCGAUGGUCGUGUACAUGUUGCGGAACCUGCAAUCGAAGGAGUUCGUACAUCUGGACUGGGGUUUGAACUCACCUUUCGUCUUCUGAAAACACCAAACACAUCUGGUGAUGAAAAACAAGACCGACCUCCAACUUGGCCAGCAAAUCUAUUGCAAGCAUUAGCUAGAUAUUGCUUCCAAACCGGAAACAGAUUUUAUGCUGGUGACAAUGUUCCAUGGCGAAAGGCUUUAGACGGGUCCAAUUCUAUAAUUCAAAACAUAUUACUGGCUCAAGAUUCCCAAUUUGGCCCUUUGGAAUCUCCAUUUGGGACGGUUGAGUUCUGUCAAGUGGUCGGUGUGACCGAAGAAGAGAUUGAACAGGCAUCGCGCUGGAAUGGUAAAGGUGUUUUGAACUUUUUGAUGCAGGAUACAAAAACAGGUGGUAACUUUCUUGUAACAGACAUGAGUCGUUCGCAAAGCGUAUUUGAUCUGUUUCCAGAGACUUUAUUAAGUCUGCUUGAUGAUAUAGAAAAACAGGGAUCGGACUUGGCUGGAGUCAACGCUGACUUCACAUUCCGCGAAAUUCCCAAGCAAAAUUUUAAAGAAGAAAUUGAUUCAGAGAGCUUAAACGAACAGUGUCUAUCACAGGAGAACAAUUCGCAACAAAAUGAUCCAAUCAGAGAGAGCAAUGAGUUCCUUCAAUCUAUGUCUGUUUGUAAUUCUUUACAAAAAUCAUGUCCUCUUAACUAUCAGCCCAAUGCUCCAAAUUGUAUUCCCUUAGAUGGAAUCGAAAUAACUUUAGCACCCUAUGCUGCUAAGUUCCUACUUCUCUCUAUAAAAGAUCGUAUUAGACAUGGCAGGCAUUUUACCUUCAAAUCACAGAAUCUCGCUUUGACUUUUGUUGCGGAGUCUGUAACGGGUUCUGCGGUUACAAAAGAUUUUCCCUUCGGAGUGCUUGGCUAUUGGAUACAAAUUAUGAUCACAGAUGAUUUGGUGCCGAGGAUGAUAGAAACAUUCCAGAAUUCCCUAAAUCCAAGCAUUGAAAUUAAAGAGAAACUCGAAUUUGAGUUUCCCGAUAAAAGUUUGAAGAUAAUUAUUGCGUCCCCUCAACAGCAACAACAACAACAUCAGUCAUCAGCAAAUGCGGAGAGCAAAUAAUUUAUUUUUAUUUAAUUUACGUUUUAUAUUUUCCAGUAAAGUUUAUUUGAUAUUUUA